Sclerotinia trifoliorum is the source of this 2656-nucleotide messenger RNA. Lineage: Eukaryota; Fungi; Ascomycota; Leotiomycetes; Helotiales; Sclerotiniaceae. The record is from the annotation of a GenBank genome assembly.
AUCCUCCCUUUUGCUUGGAGACUCGUUUGAAAAACAAAUUCGAGGAAUUACACUUUUUAUCACUCACUUUCUUUGAUUCUAGUUUUCGCGUCAACGGCUUAUCAGAACUUUUGGACAUUUCAUCGAUCAAACUCAUACAACUUUUAAUAUUGAUAGAAGGGAAAAGACCCGUACCUUUGUGCUAGUCACUAGUCUAUCUUCUUCCAUACACAGUCUAGUCUGUGUGAAAAGAUCAAUUUAACCGACAAUUGAUUAUUGGUUGAUUUCAACCACCUUAUCCCCAAGCUCAAAAUGUCAAGCCAAGAUCAACAGCAGCAACAGCAGCCUGUGCAAACACAGACUUCGACAGCUUCGAGUUCUAACAAUGAAAAUACUACUACCGCAACUUCAUCAAUUCAACAAAAUGUCGUAGCUGAUGAUAGUCUACUAUGUCAGUGGGAGAAAUGUUCAGAAAGAUGCCCAACUCCAGAAGCUUUAUUUGUAGGUUGAUUUUACCCUAGCCCUCAUAUCUUUGAACAUGGAAUCAUUUCAAUGCCCUUGCGCUAACAUCUAAAUUCUAGGAUCACAUCUGCGAGAAACAUGUUGGAAGAAAGAGUACCAAUAACUUAAACCUUACUUGCGGUUGGAAUUCAUGCCGUACCACUACCGUCAAACGCGAUCAUAUUACAUCUCACAUUCGUGUUCAUGUUCCACUCAAACCACAUAAAUGUGAAUUCUGUGGAAAGGCAUUCAAGCGUCCACAAGAUUUGAAGAAACAUGUCAAGGUACGAUCAAGAGCUGGCGUGUAUUCUUUUCACCUUGCUAACAAUCACCCUUAGACUCAUGCCGAUGAUUCCGUUUUAUUGAGAACCCCAGAACAAUCUGGUGGCUCGAAUGGAGGAUAUAGACAACCAGGCGGUAAAGGUACGUAAGGGCGCAAGUUGCCUAUGUUCUUAUAUAUGUCUCUAACAUUUUUCUUAUGUAGUAAUUGCUAAUUUGCAACACCUUGCAGCCAAUCCCAUGGGUUAUUAUGAUCAUAAUGCUUCGAUGCAUCCUGGUUCUGCCGGGGUUUAUGGCAAUUCGCAUCAUGGUGGUCAUAGUGGAUAUUACGCACCUGCGCACCCUCAACAAUCUUCAUAUGGAGGAGGCCAAGGCUAUUAUCAAAUGUCUCACAACCCCGAUCUCGGUCAACAUGCAGCUUGGGAUGAGAAGAAACGAAAUUUCGAUAACUUGAAUGAUUUCUUCGGUGCUGCUAAGCGUCGUCAAAUUGAUGCUCAUUCUUAUCAACAAGUUAAUCAGAGAUUGAUGCAAUUACAAGGAAUUCCUAUUGGUACAGGUGGAGGUAUCUCUGAUUACAUUCAUUCAGCACCUCAAUUAGUUCCAGUUGACGGUCACGGAGGUCACGGAGGACAUGGUCAUGGAGGUCCCAUGCCACAACACCAAUACUCCCUUCCUCUACCCAACUUGAGGACCAAGAGUGAUCUGAAUUCCAUCGAUCAAUUCUUGGAGCAGAUGCAAUCAACAGUAUACGAAAGUUCAAAUGCUGCUGCCGCUGCUGGUAUUCAUCAACCUGGUGCUCACUACACUCACCAAGGUAUCAACUUCCGUCAAAGUCACUCGCCACCACAGACUCAUAUCCACAACAUUGGUUCGAUGGCGCCACAUGUUUCCACUUCUUACGCUUCAGCACCAAUGACUGCAACUCACUCAUCUCAUUCAGUUUCUUCUGGUACACCAGCUUUAACGCCUUCCUCAAGUUCCGUUUCAUAUACUUCCGGAAAUUCCCCAAUGUCCUCGAGUGGAAUGUCUCCCAUCUCUAGACACAGUUCAACAUCAAAUGCAGCAUAUCCUAAUCUUCCAGCUGUAUCACUCGGUUACUCCCCACAUCAUUCAGCAACUGCACCAACAUCCACACUUGGUACAAACUUCGAUAGUGAUCUUCGUCGUCGUUACUCUGGUGGUGUACUACAAAGAAGUGCUGGUGGACUUAACUCGACUCAAUAUCGUGAGUCUAUGGAGACUUCUACUGUUGGUUCUCCAACACCAUCACCAAAGGAAACUACACCUCGCCCUGAGUCAAUUGUUAAGACAGAAGUUACCAAUAAUAUUGACCCAGCUCUUUCUGAUGCUGGUUCACCUUCUGUUCGAUCAGUUGAUACUUUGGAGAGUGCUCGUGACAGAGCUGAAGAGGCAUGGAUUGAAAACAUUCGUGUCAUUGAAGCUUUAAGAAGAUAUGUCAGUGAUCGUCUUCAAAAUGGAGAGUAUGUCAAGGAUGAAGAAGAAGAUGUAUCCAUGGCCGAUACUGAUAUGAAAGAUACCCAAGUAAAGACUGAGGAGAAGCCUGUUGAAAGUUUGUAUCCAGUGUUGAAAACGGAUGAUGACGAUGAGUAGUUUGUUAAUUUUAAGCUUUCAUGAAGUCGAAUUGGAUGGGCGGAGUUUUGCUUGCUUGGUAUACCAAGGGUGGGGGUGAAUGGAUCUAUACAUUAUUUAACAGAAAUGGAUGGCGCUGGUAUGGAUGGAGUAUGAAUUUCAGCCUACUUAUUUUGAUCAAUGCAUGAGGAAGAAUAGUGUGCAGUAAUACCUUCGUUUUAUUGAAUGAAAUGGCUGUCAUUAAAUGAAUUGUGGUGUAUUUAUACAUAUGUAUACAAUAAGCUAGAUUUUCGAUUUACUCUAUUAU